AUGCCACAGCAGCCCGUCACACCAGACAGCAGCGAGUACAAGACUCGCCUCAGGAAAUCUUCUUCUGUGUGGUCAGAUACAAGUCUGGAGACAAACAGCGACAUUUUAUAUUCCACCCACCUUGAUGCCGACAUCGAGAGAAGCUCUAAGUGGAUCAUAUAUCUCAAGGCAGCAAUUAGGUCUCACCGAAGAUUGGCAUGGGACUUUUUAUGCUCUGGCUUCUUCGGUUCUGCGUUCCUGCUUAGCUUCUUUCUGCAUAGCCAGCAGGACCGACUCCAAGCACUCGCAAGGACUCCAGGUACCAAAAAUCUACAAUUCAUCAACGCCAGCCAUCCCUAUUUCAGAUUUGUAGGUCGAUGGACGCCGGUUGUAAACGGCACUGGGAAAGAUGGGUGCUUCCCGGGUGUCUAUUUCGACUUUGAAUUCAAUGGAAGUUCCAACUUGUUCUUGUCGCUUGGGAACGCCGAAGAACGAGAACAAGGACAGCAGGCGCCUCUCGCGCCAAAAUCGACAGCAAGACGAAGCGACUUGCUUGGGAGCAAAGUGUCGUCUGUACCACCUAUCUCUCUCCUUGUUAAGGUCGAUGAUGAUGAUUACCUCGUCUUCCGAGAUGCAGCUUCAUUUGUUUCAGUACGCAACAGAAACUUGAAUCCGCUCGAAAAACAUGCUAUACGAGUCAUUGCGCCUAUGGUACAGGAUGGCAGGGUGGAAACAUUACAGAUUGAGGGCAUUUAUCUGGAUAAAGAUGCUCACUUGAUCGCCCCAUCUUCCUUGGGCGACGUACUUGACAGCCAAGCCGAGUCAUUGUCAUCAAGUGGUCAGAAUAAGUACUCAAGUAACAGGAAGAUGAUCGAGAUCAUUACGGACCUACCAAAAUUUGCAGGAAGCAAAGGUCGAGAUAAUCAAGACCAGCCGGCGCACAACAUACUGAAAGGUAUUAGGGGCUGGGACUAUCUUCUCGGGGAAAUGUUCGACGCGGAUCAUGCAUCGGUAGGCAUGGGGGGAAUGUGCUUAGUUCCCAACUGCAUAGGCGGAAAGGGGGAUCCAGCAACAAUUGCGGAGUUAUUCUUUCGGAGUGGCCCCGUUGGCUCGGAGCACUAUACGGAUACAUGGGAGUUCCAAAAUUACAUCCCUGAUGUACUGAACCUAGGGAAUGCUGAUUGGCAAUCAUUUUCGACCCAGGCGUAUGAGAAGUCCAUAUGGGAGUUGUCUGAGACCUUUGAGGAUGCAUAUGUUUCGCUGAUCAGAGCUAUUCGAUCUAUCGCAUAUCCAAAAUAUCCUACGGCAGUCAUCGAUUUUUCUCCAAACUCGAAGCUGGUUUCGCGAGCAGCUUCCGACGUGCCCAUAUUCGUGAUGCGACCUUUAAGGGGGCAACUCGAGGGUGCGACUCAUGCAGUCGUCGAUCGUUUGCGAAGUGAUGGAGACAAUGCGGUUUUCUGGCUGGACACAUCUGGAUGGCUGGAUACUGAGGUCGAUUUUGAUGGCAAUGUAGCCUCCCAAGAUUUCGUACUGGACGAGAGUAGCAAGUCUAGAGAAUGGCGCUUGACUGAGCGAGGACAUCAACGAGUAGCCAUCCUGCUUCAUCUCCACGUUUGUCGAUAUCUCGCCAAAGACCCCGAGAAAUGCGCUUUUCUGCCUCCAGAGAUAUACCAAGCUACGGCGCAAGACCCUAAGGUGGAGAGAUUUGACGAAUAUAUCGAGAAUGAAAGAGAACGGAGAUUGAAGACUCUUUUUUGGACUUCGCGAUAG
Molecule: messenger RNA, 1749 nt
Organism: Glarea lozoyensis ATCC 20868
Lineage: Eukaryota; Fungi; Ascomycota; Leotiomycetes; Helotiales; Helotiaceae
Exons: 6
Coding region: 1-1749 (582 amino acids)
Source: RefSeq, a predicted model, not a curated record